This is a messenger RNA of Brassica napus (rape), 3565 nucleotides long. RefSeq lists its product as uncharacterized. The coding region runs from base 1297 to 3081 and encodes 594 amino acids. The record is from RefSeq and is a predicted model, not a curated record. The transcript has a single exon. NCBI's taxonomy places the organism in Eukaryota, Viridiplantae, Streptophyta, Magnoliopsida, Brassicales, Brassicaceae. Gene Ontology annotation, biological process: defense response.
GAUUAUGUAGUAUUUCUGAACGUGCGUUUGUUUAUAGUUCUAAAUAUCAUGUGGUCUCGAGACUCGUUGUAAUUUUUUAUACUGCUACGGUGUUCAUGAAAUUUCAUGGAGACGUGUGAGUUGUGACUGUAUGAGGCCUAUGAUAUUUAAAUAUCUUUUUGGGAAUAGCGAAAAUUUGAUACUCAAUUUUCCUUUUGGGAUCAAACAUCCACACUCUCCGCACAAAUUUUAAUGACUUGCUGACUUGUAAGCAAAUGUUUUGGCAUUUAAUUGCAUAUUAUGAGAUUGGGAUAUGGUAGGUGGUCCAAUUGCUACUUUCAUAAGAGAAUUAAUGUUACCGAAUUUAAGAUGCAGUUCAUAAACGCUGCAAAAGAAGAAGAAGAAAAAGAACAAAGCUUCACGCCACGAUCACGAGUAAAGAUAGAGAGUGACACUAAAACUCGCGACUUUAACCAGACCUACAAGGUAGUUGGAUUUCGUCCAUGACUGUUUUUAUUUGGGCUACAAAUCCGAAAAGCCUAUUAGUAGCACAGGCCGAAGACUCGCUGUAAAUACACAUAAGUACAGCUCCUAAAGCUUGAUAGAAGCAACAACAAUCAGUCAAUGACAAUGAUGAACCUGUGUAUGAAAAACAGGUUUUCCCUCGGAUUUGAAGGUCAUACGCAUUUCAAUGUAAAUUUACAGAAAUAAUAUUUUACUAUGAGAGGAUUAUAAAAUAUAUAUAUAUAUAUAUAUAUAUAUUAGUUCUUUUAAAUUUUGGAACCAAGGCGGAUAAUAUCUAUUAUCUAUUUUGCUAUUUAAUCUAAUUGCAACAAGACAUAUUAGCCUCUGUUGUCUAUGUAUAAAGAGUUCUAAUAGUUGCACAAAAAAAACAAGAGUUCUAAUAAUAUCUCCAAGAAUUGACAACUCGAUCACAAUCAAACUUGUACAAAUCACUACUAAAUAAUAUAACGUACGAUCCCUUGUCUUCCUCUCUCACAAUUUCUAUACAGCAAAACCAAAAGUGGAUUCUAGGAGUGACUCUUCUCCUCUCUCUGCUUCAAAGGUUAAUAAAAGGAUUGAGCAAAAAAGAAAGAAAGAUAAGAAGCAAUGGCUAAUACUUUAUCCAUACCAUUCGGAGAUUAGCCACCAGACGAUAACAAUCUAAUGAUCUAUUCAAUGGAGAACCCUUCACACCUUAGGGGUCUAAUCAAGAAUUCAAGAUUCCAAUUCCAUAUCCCUUUCAAUUCUCCAAAUCUCCGACCAAGAUUCCAUCUAAUGACUUAGACAACACACAUUGAUCGUUGUACACAUACAAUGUCGAUGUUUCCCUCGUUCCAAUUACUAGAACUCAACAUAAUCUCCGCACAGGAACUAGCUCCCGUCUCCCGUAAAAUGAAGACUUACGCCGUGGCUUGGGUUCACUCCCAGCGUAAACUCACAACCCGCGUCGACUACACCGGCGCCGCGAACCCAACUUGGAACGACAAGUUCGUUUUCCGGGUCAGCGAGGAUUUCCUCUACGCAGAUACUUCAGCCGUGGUAGUCGAAAUCUACACAUUGCAUUGGUUCCGCGACGUUCACGUCGGCACAAUCCGUGUCCUCAUCAGCAACCUAAUCCCGCCAAAUCGUCGACCUGGAUACCGAAGCAACGAAGAGUAUCGCCAUACUCCACCUCUCGGGAUGAGAUUCGUGGCGCUUCAAGUUCGCCGGCCAUCUGGUCGACCUCAGGGGAUAUUGAACAUCGGUGUGGGCAUCCUUGACGGAUCUAUGCGAAGUUUGCCGCUUUACACGCACAUGGACUCUUCUGCGGUUGGUCCCAAAGACUUGCUGGGCGAAGAGGAGCCGUAUUUGCAUCUUAACAGCUUCAAAGGGAGCUUCAAGAAUCCGCAAUCUCCGUCGUCGAAACAGUACCAAUCCGUAGUCUCGAAACCACCGAUGCUCCGCCGAACGAGGAGUGAUACGAGCUCGAUGGUUGUUUCCGAUCUUUUAAGCAGAGCUGAGCGGCGCCGUGUGGCUAAUACCAAACCUGUGAGCAGCAAUUCGGAAACUACGCCUACUACGUCGGGACACCACACGACGACGACGGAUUCCGAUGAUAACAACUCUCCUUAUGAAACUCCUAACAUUCCUAGGGAGAGAUACGAUUCGUUCGAGCUAGAUUUCGUGGAUCAAUUAAGCGAGAACAACGAUGUGAUGCCGCCUAGAAGCGAGAGAUACGACGAUGAGUCGCCUUAUCGAUCGUAUGAUCAUUCACGCAAAACUCCGAGAAGAACGCCAAAGCCGCCGCCGAGGGACUAUGAUCGUGGCAGCAAUCGCGAUUCCCCGUACUUGUCGAAGCACGGAACGCCGUUGAGAUCGAACAUCGUCGCGUCUACUCCGAUCAGAUCUAACAUGGUUUCAUCUAGUCCCAUGCGAUCCACAGGCGUUCGAUCGACGCCGUUACGAUCUAACAUCGUCGGAUCUACUCCGAUCAGAUCUAACAUGGUUGCAUCUAGUCCUAUGCGAUCUAAUAUCGUCGGAUCUACUCCGAUAAGAUCUAAUAUCGUCGGAUCGACUCCGAUUCGAUCUAACUACAGAUCAACACCGAUGAGAUCUAAUUUAGCAGGGCGAUUGAUUUUAACCGAAUCGGAGUUAGUUCCGUCAUCUUCAGAAGUAGCGAAUAAGAAGGCGAAAGAGAGAUCGCAAGCCAACGACACUGAGAGUUCGAUCCUCAGCGAGUGGAGCCUCGACGACGAUAGCAACAUUGAAGGUCUCCGCUCGAAACUCGAGCGAUGGCGGAUGGAGCUUCCUCCGCUUUACGAUCUUGGAUCAAGUCAUCAAAGCAGCGAUGUAGGGAGGGAGAUUGUUCCUGUAUCGGCAAAUGGAGGCGGAGGGAAAAGCUCGAGGCGGAAAACUCCGACGGUGAGGAAGAAGGAGAAGCAUAACCGCCGGCACACCGAGGGAGGAAACGGUCUUUUCUCGUGUUUUAGUAAUCUCUGCGGUGUUGAAUGCACUUUUGUUUGUGGAGGCGGGUCGGAUCAUGACGGGUCGAAAAGGAAAGGUGGGUCCAAGGGUCUGCCUCGUUUAGCCUCAUCCGCUGAUGAUUUGAGUUAUUUGUAAUUUUUUCUUACAUUUUUAGAUUUAGAUCAAUUAUAAUAUGUCAAAACAAAAUAGACUGACCAAUAUCCUCUUUUUUUUGGAGAGUACAGUAUGUGAAUGAAAAAAAUUGUGAAUAAUUUAUUCAAUCCUAUUUUAAAUGUCACAGAAAAAAAUAUUUUAUGGUCAUUUUUAAAAUUCGUUCAAAAAAUAAUCAAAAAGCAUAUACAAAUACCAAAUAUUAAAAUAAAUAAUAGGAAGUGAGAAUGUUCUUAGAAUAAUUUCAGUAUUUUAACUUACCAUCUAGACUUGAUUUUGAUAAUAUUUUAACAAACUUUAGUUAGUUAAUUAAAAUUCAAUAUCUUUUGAAAAUGUGAACCAUUAAGUAUAAAUACAUGUUAAAGGAAAUUUUCAAAGACAUCUGGAGUUUUUAUUUGGAGUACUAUUUACUGUUUCUUAUAUAUUUUAAUAUAUUUUUUUAGUGAUGAGUUUUAUUAGAUAUCUUGCA